AUGAAGUCCUUUUUGACUCUCUUCCUCAUUUUUUGCUUGGGUAAGAUCAAGAUUGUAGUUAAUGUUGUCAUCUGCUUAAUAUUAAACUCGUUUUUGUCUUGUACAAUAUAAUUUGUAAACAUUAUAAUUUUAGCCGGAAUUGCUUUCUCUUACCGUCGUAGACGCGACAGUUAUGAGACAGUGCCCAUCUAUGAGAUCGAAGAGGGCAGUUACGAACGUCCUUAUCGCCGCGACAACUACCGUUAUCCAUCCUAUAACAAGGGAAGCCGAUACAAUAACCGAAGAAAUGAUGACUACACAUACGAACCCAUCUAUGAGGUCUUCAAGUAG
Molecule: messenger RNA, 330 nt
Organism: Bursaphelenchus xylophilus (pine wood nematode)
Lineage: Eukaryota; Metazoa; Nematoda; Chromadorea; Rhabditida; Aphelenchoididae
Source: the annotation of a GenBank genome assembly